AGUGUUUCUGGUUAUAACUGGGGGCUGUCCUGAAGAUUAACUUGAUAACUGGAGAGUAGAUUUCUCAGGUUUUGGCUCUUCAUUUUUCUGUUCCCUGAUCUGCAAGAUUUGUCCUGUUGAUGCAGCAGCUGUGGUUCCUCACUAGAGCUUUCCUCUGGUCUUUCACACCUUUGACUAUUUCAUCAUCUGAGCUUUCUGAUAUUUAGUGUGCCCUCUGACCAUCUUGUUUCCUUGUUCUUUGGACUAAACUGUUCCUCUGUCUUUUCUGGUUGUGGGCAUUUUAUGCACAAUUAUUUUUUCGUUAAUCACCACAUUGCACCUGAGCCACCCUCAUCCUGGGAGACAUAUGGUCCUGUUGCUCCGAAGUUAAGUGCCUCCUGACAAGGGACACCUGGCAAGAGUGCUAUUCUCCCUUCAUCAUACGGGUCCUGCCAGCUUCACUGGCGAGACGGAGCUCCCUCUGGCAGGGUCCGGGCUGGCCGAGCAGGCCGGCGCUGCCUCAGGGGGUGCACCCGCUCCGCGCCCCUAAUUUCCAGGAGGUAGCGGAGCCGCCCCCGGGCCGCCGGCAGGUGAAGGAGGCGGUGGCCGCGGCACUGCCCCUCAGCGAGGCGGCUUCCGCCCGAAAGGACGGGAGAAGCCGCUAUGAGGCUGCUCUUGCUGGGGUGCCUCCGAGCGCAGACCGGCAACGCGACCACCGCCGAGAGAAUACAGAAACAUCUACAUGCUGCAGGUCACAUCUGUGUUCUUAAAGAUGCUUUCAUGUAUGAAAGUCCAACUGAAAUAGCAAAUCUAACCUCUACAGAUGUGUUUGAUGCAGCUCUGGCCAUUCAUCUUUAUAAAGGAGGCAGACUUCUGCAAGGUAGCAGAAUUCCUUUUGGAGUCAUCUUUGGUGGAACAGAUAUAAAUGAAGAUAUCAAAUGUGAAGAAAAACGUUGUGUGAUGGGGGCAGUGCUACAAGAAGCCAGGUUUGCAGUGGCUUUCACGAUGAAGAUGAAGGAACGGGCAGCAGCAGAGUGGCCAGAUGCUCGGAAGAAAAUACAUGUCCAAACUCAAGGUAUUAAGACUGCACCCAGUGAGACAUUUGACUGGUACAGAUUUCUACAAAAUGCAGGCAUUCCUACAGAGACAGACAGUUUACAUAUGUUCCUUUUGAUAUGUGGUCUCCGAAGAGUCAAAGACCCUCUCUACUUAGUUGACGUGUUUUCAGAUUGGCACAGAAAGGAUCCCAGUGUCCAUCUGAGCAUAAUUGGACCUGCAGUUGAUCCACUUUUCACACAUGAAGUUAAGGAAAAAGUAAAAAGGGCACCAGGAGUACAUCUAUUACAGGAGAUGCCACAGGAUGAUCUUCAUGCUGCUGUGAAAAGGUGCUUUGCUGUGGUGAACAGCUCUAUUUCAGAAGGGAUGUCUGCUGCAAUUCUGGAGGCCAUGGAUUUAGGUACUCCAGUGCUGGCAAGGAAUAUUCCUGGGAAUGCAGCAAUAAUAAAACAUAAGGAAACAGGACUGCUAUUUUCAAAUCCCCAGGAGUUUGUUCUGCUGUCCAAGAGUUUGAUGAAUGACCCCAUUAUGGAAAGAGAAAUUGUAACAAGGGCCAAAGCUUAUGUGAAGAAACAUCAUUCAUGGGAAAGUGAAAGAAAAGUCUAUCAGAAUCUUGUCUUAAGGCUUCAGUGAACUGCAAGACUACAGCUGAUACCCAGUAGUCUGUAUCUAGAGCACUUUAAUGAUGGAUAUGUAGUUAGAAUUGGGGUUCUUUUGGUUUCUUUUAAGAAGGGAUGAUAAGACACACACUUAUUUUAUUCAAACGUACCAACACCACAGGAGGUGGCUGCUGCUUCAAACUAUCAAAUUUAUCUAAUUCAGCAGCACACUGUCUCUAGUGUACCAAUUCAUCACAGACAUCAUUUUGUAAGAUCACACAGGAGGAAAACACUCUUUGAGCAGACACCAAAUUCUGUUGUUCUGAGGUCUCAAAGGGAAGAUGAAGAUGAUUUCUUGUACACAGUGGAGCACAGAACUUACAUCAAGCCUGCUCAUCAUCUUAUAUCCUAACCAAACUGGAGUAGCAGUUUUCUUUCCUAUUAUACCAACCUGAAUACAUACAGGUCCAUGUGCCAUGCACAUAUAUGUCCACAAACCCAAGAUUACUUAUGUAAAGGGAGCAUAACAUUAUUGAGAUGGAAACUUUCUUAAGAAGUUUGACCUCUUGACUGCACAAUGAACAGGAGACCAAAAAAAGGCAAACAGUGUUGAUGCUUGGGGAAAGUGAGGAAUACAGAGCACAUCUUGUGUUGCUAAGUACUUGAAUUGUUUUCAGAUGAGCUGAUAAGACCAAACAGUUUUCUGCCUGCAUUUCCUCUUGGAUCCUGUGACUGCAGCAGGAAGGCUGACAGAACACCCAACAGCCAUACAGGGCUUCAGAUUCCAGACCUGCCCAGUGCUGCCUGCAGCAGCAAGAUGUGUUUGCAGGCAGAGAUGCUUUGCUAUGUGAACUACCUCUUAGCCAGUUUCUUUGAUACCUCUGUGAUUUACUUAUUUACUUUAUGAGAGCUGUAAAAAGGGAUGAAAGGGGAAAAGUAUUUCCUCUUUACUGUGUCCUUGUUUGUGGCUUUCAGGAUCUAGUGUAAGAUGCUGCAGCAGGCUCUUUUUAAUGUGAGGCUUACCUGUACUUGAAGUCCAUGCUAAUCAUCCCUGCCAGUCCAGUAAUUAUGGGCAGAUCUUUGAAUCCCUAAGUAGUCAAAGGAGUUAGAAACAUAAAAUAGUCCUAAAUAUGGUAGUACAUUUUUAACUUAAGAACGUCUAUAUCCUUUGUAUAGGCUUGAUCCUGCCCUGAAUGAGAACCAAGAAGAUGUUUGCUAUUGUUUGAAUGGUUAUAGUGCCAGACCUUUCUUUGUACUAAUGAAAUUCCCUGUGUAUUUUAAGCUUUCCUCCUUAUUUUUGACGUUUUGCAACUGUUGAGACAAUAAACAAGAAAGCAAUUUGAA
This is a messenger RNA of Pogoniulus pusillus (Red-fronted tinkerbird), 2978 nucleotides long. It is a transcript of the gene GLT1D1, whose product is annotated as glycosyltransferase 1 domain containing 1. Gene Ontology annotation, molecular function: glycosyltransferase activity. The transcript is spliced from 12 exons. The coding region runs from base 643 to 1668 and encodes 341 amino acids. The record is from RefSeq and is a predicted model, not a curated record. NCBI's taxonomy places the organism in Eukaryota, Metazoa, Chordata, Aves, Piciformes, Lybiidae.